This is a messenger RNA of Salvia splendens (bonfire salvia), 318 nucleotides long. RefSeq lists its product as uncharacterized. Lineage: Eukaryota; Viridiplantae; Streptophyta; Magnoliopsida; Lamiales; Lamiaceae. The record is from RefSeq and is a predicted model, not a curated record. The transcript has a single exon. The coding region runs from base 1 to 318 and encodes 105 amino acids.
AUGUCGCUCAAUCCAUUAUCUGUGAUCUUGAAAGAAAACAAACUCGAUGGGCCAAAUUAUGUAGACUGGAAACAUAAUUUGGAUAUUGUUCUCAUCGCUGAUGAUUAUAAGUUUGUGAUUGAUACCGAUUGUCUCGCUAAACCCACUGAAAAUGCUUCAGAGGAAGAGAAGGCCGUGUAUAAGAAAUGGAUGAAAGGAAAUGAGAUGGCGAAGUGCUACAUUUUGGCUUCUAUGUCAAAUGUGCUUCAACAUCAGCAUCAUUCCUAUCAAUUUGCUUAUGAGAUCAUGGAGAACCUUCAAUCCCUCUUUGGGACUUAG